AUGGGCUACGAGGUGAAAGGGCAAGAAGAUAAAGUCUUGAAGUUAAAGAAGGCCCUAUACGUACUAAAGCAAGCACCAAGGGCAAGGAAUAGCAGGAUCGAUAAGUACUUGGAGGAGAAUGGCUUCACCAAAUGCCCUCACGAGCAUGCUCUCUACAUGAAAGCCAAUGGAGGAGAUGUCUUAAUUAUGAUUGAGGAGUUCAAGAAGGCCAUGUCAAAGGAGUUCGAGAUGACAGACAUUGGGCUGAUGGCGUACUACCUCGGCGUGGAAGUCAAGCAACUCGAAGAUGGGAUCUUCAUCACACAAGAAGGAUACGCCAAGGAAAUCCUCAAGAAGUUCAAGAUGGAGGGCUGCAAAGCAACCAACACGCCAGUGGAAUGCGGGAUAAAAUUAUCCAAGAACGAUGGAGGAGAAAAGGUGGACCCGACAUUGUUCAAGAGCUUGGUUGGAAGUUUACGGUACUUAACUUGCACAAGGCCGGACAUUCUUUAUGCGACAGGACUCGUGAGUCGCUAUAUGGAGAAUCCAACCACUACGCAUUUUAAGGCGGCAAAGAGAAUUCUUCGCUACCUCAAAGGUACGCUCAACUAUGGCCUAUUCUACUCAAGUACUAAUCAAUAUAAGCUUGUCGGGUAUAGUGAUAGCGAUUGGGCUGAAGAUAAUGAUGAUCGGAAGAGUACAAGCGGUUUCGUAUUUUUCAUGGGAGACACUGCUUUCACCUGGAUGUCGAAGAAGCAACCCAUAGUCACGCUGUCAACAUGUGAAGCUGAAUAUGUGGCUGCCACAUCCAGUGUUUGUCAUGCAGUUUGGCUACGAAGUUUACUGGAAGAGCUUGGAUGGUCACAAAAGGAGCCAACAACUAUUUGCGUGGAUAAUAAGUCAGCAAUCGCGCUCUCAAAGAAUCCGGUGUUUCAUAAUCGAAGUAAGCAUAUUGACACCCGCUUCCACUACAUCAGAGAAUGCAUCACAAAGAAGGAAGUUCAAGUGGAAUACGUGAAAUCACAAGAUCAAGUUGCAGACAUCUUCACAAAGCCACUCAAGUACGAAGAUUUUAUCAUGCUGAGAAGUUUGCUCGGAAUGAUAAAUCAAGUUUAA
Salvia miltiorrhiza (redroot sage) is the source of this 1095-nucleotide messenger RNA. RefSeq lists its product as uncharacterized. Lineage: Eukaryota; Viridiplantae; Streptophyta; Magnoliopsida; Lamiales; Lamiaceae. The record is from RefSeq and is a predicted model, not a curated record. The coding region runs from base 1 to 1095 and encodes 364 amino acids. The transcript is spliced from 2 exons.